CGAUCGCGGCCGGAGACACAGCCGAGCCCCAAACUGCCACUCUCACGACUAAACUGGAUCUCUUGUUUCAGAGGUUCUGGGCCACAAUAGAAGCAAGACAGCAAUCUGAGCUGACGACCAGCUCUCAAACCUCAGACACAUCACCACAAACGACUCACCCACUCCAAUCCACGUCAUCCUUGAGGCCUCCUGGAAGCCCGACAAGCCGCAAAGCACCUUUGUCUCCACAGCAGAGACCAAAAGAACACAGCCCUGACCAGCUCUCAAGCCCUGACGCUGAACCAACCACAGAGCAAGGCCUACUUAAAGCCCAAAGAUCAGGGACACUUAGUCUCCUAACUCCUCAAAAUGGUGGCUCCAGUACUAGCACGGAUCCGGGGACAUCAGCUGAAGGCUCACUGUACGUGCUUUCAAGCGACAUAAGCCUACCCCCGAGGUGUCUGAGUACCCAUCCCCAUCGGGGAUCUGGUGAAAAG
Pelobates cultripes (western spadefoot toad) is the source of this 476-nucleotide messenger RNA. The record is from the annotation of a GenBank genome assembly. NCBI's taxonomy places the organism in Eukaryota, Metazoa, Chordata, Amphibia, Anura, Pelobatidae.